Messenger RNA from Carassius carassius (crucian carp), 884 nucleotides. RefSeq names its product histone-lysine N-methyltransferase PR-Set7-like. The transcript has 8 exons. The record is from RefSeq and is a predicted model, not a curated record. Lineage: Eukaryota; Metazoa; Chordata; Actinopteri; Cypriniformes; Cyprinidae. Bases 207 to 884 code for a protein of 225 amino acids. Gene Ontology annotation, molecular function: protein binding.
CGUAAUAUAUGAAGGUACACAUUUUUUUCAACUGCUCUUGCGCAAGUCGCUUAAUUAAACGACAAAACCAACUUUAAACAGUGUCUGUCAACGGGAAAAGUACAUUCUUACAGUGUUAUAAAGUGCGGCGUGGCGGGAGAUUGUGAGACCGCGUGACCUCUCUGAGUCACUGGAACCGGAGGAGCGACUUGAGGCAGCCUGUUGAGAUGAGACCGAGAAGAAUAAAACCGUUAAAAGAAGCGGAAGAUCAUGUUCUCCGUUGCAUCGACAAGACCGACGCACUGGAGGCCAAACACAUAAACGAUUAUAAAGGUCGUGGAGUGUUUGCCUUAAUUCCUUUUAUUAAAGGAGAUUUUGUUGUCGAAUAUAGGGGUGAAAUGAUCACCUUAAUUGAAGCCGAACAAAGAAGAGAGGCCAAUCAAGAAUUUUUUUUUAUGUUUGACUUCAUCUGGCAGAACAAGAAGUGGAGCAUUGAUGCAACUCAUGAGGAUGGCACCCUUGGCCGCCUUAUAAAUGAUGAUCACAUAAACCCAAAUUGUACAAUGAAAAGGAUUAUCGUUGAGGGAAAACCCUGUUUGUGCCUAUUCGCUGCAAGAGAUAUCAUUCCUGGAGAGGAACUCACAUAUGACUAUGGAGGAAGUCACUGGCCUUGGAGAAAGCCUCCAUGCAAUGAUGAUGACAACAUGACAGCCAUAGAGAACUGCUCUGAGGAUUCUGUAACUACUGCAGGCACUUCACGAUUCACAGCUGAGCCUCCAUGCAAUGAUGAUGACAACAUGACAGCCAUAGAGAACUGCUCUGAGGAUUCUGUAACUACUGCAGGCACUUCACGAUUCACAUCUCUUUAUCUGUCUGUGCCUAUCUGUCUCCCCUCCAUGCAAUGA